Ostrea edulis (European flat oyster) is the source of this 1339-nucleotide messenger RNA. RefSeq lists its product as uncharacterized. Lineage: Eukaryota; Metazoa; Mollusca; Bivalvia; Ostreida; Ostreidae. The coding region runs from base 130 to 741 and encodes 203 amino acids. The transcript is spliced from 5 exons. The record is from RefSeq and is a predicted model, not a curated record.
UCGGCCGUUUCGUCAACAAAUGCGCUAUACCUCUUUCCCGGAAGUACUCAUCAGUCGAUGAUAAAAGGACAGUUAACAAGCGUAUCCGUGUUACUCGUUACGUUAGAGGUCUGACAGUCUGCAGAAAAAAUGGUUCAUGGACUUUGUUUGCAGAUAGUUUUUCUUGCUAUUGCUGCACAUUGUACUUUGGGUCGUGAGGUAGAAGAUAACGAUGGACAGCUUUUGUGUGUGUACACGAAGGAUAACGAAAUAUUAUACAAGAAAUUCGAUAGUACAACUGAAAUGUGUUGCAAUAAAUCAGGAACGUACAAUAAAUCUGACAAUCAAGGACAGAGAUUGGAGUGCUGUGGAGCUAAUGGAACAUACAAUCCAGAAAUCGAGAUAUGUUGGGCUGACCAAGUGCACGACAAGAAAAGCAUAUGCUGUGGAAAUAAAGUUUACAACAAAGACGAUGUGAAUAAUUCCAAGCACCUGCAAAAAGACGAAUGUUGUGGAAAUGAGGUUUUCUCAUCUGUCUCCGAAAGACGACGCUAUUGCAAUGAUGGAAUUAAGAAUGCUAGUGAAAGGUCCAAUGGAAGAAAUCCAUCUAGAAAGGGGAGCAAACGAAAGUCUUCCUUGAGCUUCUUAUUUUCUUGGAGGGGUAGGAAAUGGAAAGGAAAACAUCCCCCUUUUCUGAUUACCAUUAUUCUUGGUAAUGCUGAUGUUUCUAUCGGAAAACCCUCCAGAAGAUUGUACGGCUGAUGGGGAAUGUUUUUCACAGGGUGUCAAAGUAUGACGUCACAAUACAGUUAACUUUAAAUUUCCAAAUGUUCAAAAGAAAAUGUAUUUCUAUUUUGAGCAGAAACAAUUUUAAUUUUCUUUUCCCUUAGUUAUUGUUUUAAUAUACAUGUGGAUGAUUGAUAGAAGUAAAUUGUUUGUAAUAUUCAAAUACGCGCAGUAAUCAAUUACGUAGAUUCUUCCUUUGUGUAGUCCACUUCCAACGAAGGGAUUUUAGUGUUUGUCUGUCUCAAUAUUAGUUUUCUCGGAUUUUUUUUACCUUGAUUUGAAAAAUGAUAUUUGGUAUGUGAUUUGCUAAGAUUUGUUAAUAGAGCAAAUGUAAGUUUCAUCAAAAUUGACCCAUGUUUAUGGGCCUUAAUGCAAACUGUAGUUUUGUAGACUUUUUUCUACUGAGAAACUUGAAUUUGAUGUAUGGUUAUUUGAGGAGUAGACGCUCAUCAUGUUUCACUUUUGGUUGACAAAACUUCUUUAAUUCUGAUAUUCUGUUUGUCUAGUUAUCUGUGUAGUCUUUUUAUUGUGUUAGUUGCCCAUCAUUUACUGAAUACAAUCAGUAUGUAUUGCU